AUGCCCCUCACCCCACCCUACACCCUCUCCCCCAUCACCGAGGCCGACUUCGACGCCUGCAUGGCCAACGCCACUCCGGCCUUCGCCGCCGACGCCAUCCGCCUCGCCACCUUCCCGCCGCACCUGGUCGACCCGCAAUACCCGGACGAAGAAUCCGACUUCCGCCGCCGCCGCCUGCGGAAACGUCUCGCGGCGGGCUGCGUCGCGCACAAGAUCGUCGAUCCGGACGAUACCUCCAAAAUCGCGGCGUGGGCGGUGUGGAUCCCGCCGCAGGGGAAGGGGAGGAAUGGGGAGGAGGGGGAGGGGGAGAAGAAAGAGGGUGUGAAUGGGGGUGAGGAAGGAGGAGAAGGAGGGGCGAGGGGUGGAGAGGGGUGGACGAAUGAUGUGCCCAAGUGUGCGGUCAGGGAGCUUUGGGAUGUGCAGAUUAGUAUGAUGAAGGAGGCGGAGAGCAAGGUUUUUGGCGAGGAUAAGAAUUUUUGGUACCUCGCUACGCUGUCGUGCCACCCGGACUAUCAGGGCAAGGGCCUUGGUGCUGCUUUGGUGAAGUGGGGCCUGGAGCAGGCUGAGAAGGACGGCGUCCCGGUGUACCUGGAAGCUACUCCGUCAGGCAAGUUUCUGUAUGCGAAAUUGGGGUUUGAGACUGUGAUUGAGUAUGACAUGGCGCGGUAUGUUCCGGAGGGUGUCAAGUAUGUGUUUUCCUGCAUGCUCUGGAAGCCGAAGAACAAGCUGCAGUGA
Molecule: messenger RNA, 735 nt
Organism: Lasiodiplodia theobromae
Lineage: Eukaryota; Fungi; Ascomycota; Dothideomycetes; Botryosphaeriales; Botryosphaeriaceae
Product: GNAT family protein
Exons: 2
Coding region: 1-735 (244 amino acids)
Molecular function (GO): acyltransferase activity, transferring groups other than amino-acyl groups
Source: RefSeq, a predicted model, not a curated record